Filobasidium floriforme is the source of this 1017-nucleotide messenger RNA. RefSeq names its product tetrapyrrole methylase. Gene Ontology annotation, biological process: protein histidyl modification to diphthamide. Gene Ontology annotation, molecular function: diphthine synthase activity. Bases 1 to 1017 code for a protein of 338 amino acids. The transcript is spliced from 4 exons. Lineage: Eukaryota; Fungi; Basidiomycota; Tremellomycetes; Filobasidiales; Filobasidiaceae. The record is from RefSeq and is a predicted model, not a curated record.
AUGCUCUACGUGAUCGGACUAGGUCUCAGUGAUGAGAAGGAUAUUACCGUCAAGGGGUUGGAGGCGGUCAAGAGAAGCGAGAGGGUAUAUCUCGAGGCUUAUACCAGUAUCUUGAUGAUCGACAAGGCAAAGCUCGAAGAAUUUUAUGGCCGAGAAGUUAUCUUGGCCACCCGUGAAACCGUCGAACUUGAAGCCGAUUCGAUCCUCGCCAAUGCCGACACAGUGGAUGUCUCCUUCCUUGUUGUCGGCGACCCAACCGCCGCAACGACCCAUACCGACCUCUUGCUUCGAGCGCAGUCCAAGGGGAUCGCUUGUCAAGUCAUUCACAACGCCUCCAUCAUGACCGCGCUCGGAUCUACAGGUCUACAGCUGUACAACUUUGGACAGACUCUGUCUUUGCCGUUUUACACGGAUUCGUGGAGGCCCGGGAGUUGGUAUGAUCGGUUGGAGGAGAACCUGAAGUUGGGGAUGCAUACGUGUGUCUUGCUGGACAUCAAGGUUAGGGAGCAGUCCGAGGAGGAUAUGAUCAAGGGAAUCAUGCGAUAUGGACCGCCUCGCUUCAUGAACCCGGCUACCGCUAUUGAACAGAUCCUCUACACCGAAAAUGAACGACACCCUCCAUCGAAACUCAAACCCACUUCCUCCUCUACCACUGCGGACGAACCCGCCUCUGGUUCGACUUCCCGUUCAUCCUCCCCCGACCCCACAAUGCCUCACUACCCGACCUAUCCUACCCUCCUAGACCCUGCUCGAACGCUCAUCAUGACGCUCUCGCGUCUAGGAACCCCUACACAGCUCAUCCUCUCUGGUACCCUGGCCGAAAUGUCCGAGCUCACCGAAGAGGAUUUCGGAGGGCCGUUGCAUUCGGUAGUGAUCGUCGGUGGGAACUCGGACAAGGGCAAGGGGAGGUUACACCCGCUUGAAGCGGAGUAUGCGGGGAGAUUUGCGGUGAACGGCGGCGAAGAGUUUUGGAGGUGUGCCAAGGAGGAUUAUGGGGUCGAGAGGGAGAGCAUUUGA